Messenger RNA from Brassica oleracea var. oleracea, 1118 nucleotides. RefSeq names its product probable trehalose-phosphate phosphatase H. Bases 71 to 1108 code for a protein of 345 amino acids. The record is from RefSeq and is a predicted model, not a curated record. The transcript is spliced from 12 exons. Lineage: Eukaryota; Viridiplantae; Streptophyta; Magnoliopsida; Brassicales; Brassicaceae. Gene Ontology annotation, molecular function: trehalose-phosphatase activity. Gene Ontology annotation, biological process: trehalose biosynthetic process.
AAGCCCACACACAUACAUUCUCACUCUGUUUUCACAACUCAAAUUUCAUUUUCUUUCUCAUUCGCACACAAUGGUAAGAUUCAUUGAAGAAAACACAAAACAUGUGGACAAAGAAACAGGAAAUAAAUCAAAUACGGAUGUAACGACGGCAAAGAAGAAAGUUCUUCAAGAUCUUAUCAUCAACAAUGGAGGAGGACUAAUCAAUUCAUGGGUUGAUUCCAUGAGAGCUUGUUCUCCUACUCAUCUCAAAUCUUUGAUGAAACAAAGCUCUUGGCUCAAAGAACAUCCAUCUGCUUUAGAAAUGUUCGAAGAGAUUCUUCAUGCUUCGGAAGGAAAACAAAUCGUUAUGUUUUUGGAUUAUGAUGGCACUUUAUCUCCCAUUGUUGAUGAUCCAGAUCAAGCUUUCAUGUCUAAGCAGAUGAGAAGAACAGUGAGGAACCUAGCAAAUUGUUUUCCGACUGCCAUAGUUAGUGGGAGAUGCAGAGAAAAGGUUUAUAAUUUCGUGAAAUUGACCGAGUUGUAUUAUGCUGGAAGUCAUGGAAUGGACAUCAAAGGGCCAGAGCAAGGCUCCAAGUAUGAGGCAGAUAAAUCUCUUCUUUGCCAACCAGCUACAGAGUUCCUCCCCAUGAUCGACGAGGUGUAUCAAAGAUUAAUGGAGAAAACAAAAUCAGCUCCCGGAGCCAACGUAGAGAACAACAAGUUUUGUGUCUCUGUCCACUUCCGACGCGUCGAUGAGAAAAACUGGAGUGAUUUGGCUAAUCAAGUUCGAUCAGUAAUGAAGGACUACCCCAAGCUCCGUCUUACCCAAGGAAGAAAAGUUUUGGAAAUUCGACCUAUCAUUAAAUGGGAUAAAGGCAAUGCCCUCGAAUUUUUAUUAGAGUCACUUGGGUACGCUAAUUGUACCAACGUUUUUCCCCUUUACAUCGGCGAUGAUCGCACAGACGAAGAUGCAUUUAAGAUACUGAGAGAAAGAAGACAGGGUCUUGGCAUUCUUGUUUCCAAAUCUCCAAAGGAGACUAACGCGUCUUACUCUUUGGAAGAGCCUGAUGAGGUUAUGGAUUUCCUGCAACGGUUAGUGAAAUGGAAACAACUGAGAUCUGGAGCAUGAUUAGAGCUAU